This is a messenger RNA of Lactuca saligna, 1611 nucleotides long. The record is from the annotation of a GenBank genome assembly. NCBI's taxonomy places the organism in Eukaryota, Viridiplantae, Streptophyta, Magnoliopsida, Asterales, Asteraceae.
AUGAUGCUUACGACGAAACCAAAAAACCUUUUUUUCUUUGUUGUCUCUCAUCCCCUCAACAAAUUUAAAGAAUAUUUACCCCCGAAAACGAUUUCAGCUCGGUUUCUUUCAACAUCUUCUCCCAAUCGUCAAACACCGGUUAAUCAUCCUCGGUCUCUCAGUGAGAAGAUUACUAACCUUGAUGAUGCCCUCCAACUGUUUGAUGAAAUGAUACAGAGGGAGCCUGUGCCCCCAGUUGUCAAAUUUACACAGUUGUUGGAAGCAGUUACCACAAUGAAACAGUAUUCUUGUUCCAUUGAGCUUUUUCAACGAAUGAAUGCCCUUCGUGUUCCUAUGGAUGCGUACACUAUUAGCAUUGUGAGCAAGUGCUGUUGCCAAAUGCACCGCACAAAUGAAGGAUUUGCAGUAUUAGGCUAUGGCUUCAAACACAAUAUAUUACCAAAUGUCUGCACUUUUAGCACCCUCUUAAAUGGACUUGUCCUAGAAGAUAGAGUUUUCAAAGCCGAAAGGUUAUUCAAGAAGCUGAUCAAAGAAGCACUUUGUGAACCUAAUGCAAUUAUGUACAACAUUAUGAUUAAAGGACUUUGCAAAUCUGGUAAUAAUGAUACAGCCAUUGCUUUGCUUAAACUAAUGGAUGAAAAGGGUUGUAAACCUGAUGUGGUCACAAAUAACACCAUCAUUGACAACCUUUGCAAGGAUAAAAUGGUAGAUGAUGCUUUAAACCUCUUCAGAGAAAUGGUCUUCCACAAAGGCAUCCUACCUAAUGUUGUCACUUACACCUCUUUAAUUCACGGCCUUUGUAACUUGUGUCGUUGGGACGAAGUCGAUAAAAUACUCAAAGAAAUGGAAGAGCAAAGGAUCUCCCCAAAUGUUCAUACGUUUAGUAUAUUAGUGGAUUCCCUUGGCAAAGAAGGUAAGGUUAAAGAUGCAAAAGGUGUCUUCAACUUAAUGAUCCAAAAAGGCAACGUUCCCAAUGUAGUGAUAUACAAUUCACUUAUUGAUGGGUAUUGUUUGCGAGGUGAAAUGAGCAAAGCAAGGGAAGUUUUAAAUUUGAUGGGGUCUCGAGGCCUGAUGCCUAAUGUUGCUACUUAUAGUAGUUUAAUGAAUAGGUAUUGCAAGAAACUGAAGAUAGAAGAAGCCAUGGAUUUGUUUCAUGAAAUAACUAAAAAAGGUGGUAUGCAACCGAAUGUGAUCACUUACGGUAUAAUGAUACAAGGAUUGUUUCAAGCUGGAUGUUGUGAAGCUGCUUGCGAAUUCUUUAACGAGAUACGAGCACACAAACUGAUUCCAGAUGAAAGCACUUACAGAAUAGUCUUGAAGGGUCUUUGCAACAACAAACAAGUGGAUCAAGCACAAACUUUAUUUCAUCUGAAUGGGGCGAAUAAGAUAAAAUUGGAUAUUGCUAUGUAUAAUAUACUUAUUGAUGGUGCAAGUAAAAGUGGGAAGUUUGAUAUUGCAAGGAACCUUUUCAAUGAUCUAACUGUUAAAGGUUUGCAACCGAAUGUUUGGACAUAUAAUACAAUGAUCAGUGGUUUUUGUCGGGAAGGAUUAGUGAGUGAAGCAAAAGAGUUUUUUCUUAAGAUGGAUGAUGUGCACAAAAGUACCCACUAA